This is a messenger RNA of Penicillium argentinense, 726 nucleotides long. Its product is annotated as MSF1 domain protein. The transcript is spliced from 2 exons. Lineage: Eukaryota; Fungi; Ascomycota; Eurotiomycetes; Eurotiales; Aspergillaceae. Gene Ontology annotation, biological process: phospholipid transport. Gene Ontology annotation, molecular function: phosphatidic acid transfer activity. Bases 1 to 726 code for a protein of 241 amino acids. The record is from RefSeq and is a predicted model, not a curated record. Gene Ontology annotation, cellular component: mitochondrial intermembrane space.
AUGAAGUUCUUCGAGAAUAAUUUCACCUACGACUACUCCUUCCCCGCCGUCUCGCUGGCCUACUUCCUCCGCUACCCGAACCCGUACUCCCGCCAUGUCCUCACCACCGACGUGAUUGAUCGGUUCGUCGACCCUAAAACGAAACGCCUCCAUACCACCCGGAUCCACCUCAAGAAAUCCAAGGUGCCCUCGGGCAUCUUGAAAUUGUUACCCAAGGGAAUGGGCGGCUCCGACAACUCCGGCCAGAGCUAUAUCCUCGAGACCACCGUCGUGGACCCGCACGAGGGCUGGAUGGAAACCGAAUCCCGCAACAUGGAGUGGACCGGCAUCCUCAGUGUCGUGGAGAAACAGCACUAUCAGCGUCUGCUGGCAGCUGAAGACACCAAGGCGCUGGACGGGCUUUCAAUCGAUAAGAAGAGCGAACAGACCACCGUGCGCACGACCGUGACAUUCCGGUCGAGGCUCGGUCAGGGCAAGUUCCUCAGUCGGAGAAAAACUGAUAAUGCCGAGACGGAAGAAGAAGAGCCUAAAAGGGCUUCUUCUCGUCCCUCUCCACGGCCGAGCAAGCAAGGCAUGAACGUGGUUCUCGAACGACUACGCAGCGGCGGUAUUGUCGGCGUCCUGGAAGGCAUGCGACAGGAUCGCGAGGCUGCGUUUGGUCCUGGUCCAGAGGGUCCCUGGAAGCGUGUUUGGCUGCAGGGUAACGGCCUCAAGGAUGAUGAUUAG